AUGGAGCUUUUUCGAGAAAAGCCGAAUUUCCAGUUGACGUUCAAAAUGCAAAAAAAUAUAAGUUCAGGUCACUGGUCUGAUCGCAUAAAUAUUGUUCAAUGUCGUGGAAGCACUAUGACCGCUCCGUCACCAAAUUUAGCUAAACUUACAGCAGAAGUGUUGGAUCAAGGGACAGGUAGUCGAGUUAAAAGUAAUGUGGAAAUUGAUAAUAGCUUGGCAGGCUUUGAACUUAUUCCUCUGAGACCUGGAUAUUAUCGUGAUUCUUCAAAUAUAUCAAUAUUGAUAAAAUCAACGGAUGGACCUUCAAGGAGAAAGCAAGCGGUGGAAAUUAACGUUCGAUGCAUUUCCACAGAUAAAAAGCAAACUGUUAAUUUGAGAAGCUAUAAGGGGAGAAUUGGAUUUCUUUUAACAAUACCAUUUUCAUCCAGUUUAUAUGAACAUACCUGUCGAGUGAUAUUUAUACAGGCUCGCCGUGAAAUUGGUAAACAAUUUUCGCGCUCCGUCACUUUGGUGCUACCGUCGAUGGAUCAUUCAGAGUGGAUACAACAUGGUUGGAUCCAAUGGUCACUUCCCAAUAAUGCAACAUAUCGAGUUGGAGAGAAAUUUCGAGCUUCUGUGCCAUUACACUUGGCAUCAAAAUUGAAUUAUUUGGUUUGA
Cercopithifilaria johnstoni is the source of this 657-nucleotide messenger RNA. The record is from the annotation of a GenBank genome assembly. NCBI's taxonomy places the organism in Eukaryota, Metazoa, Nematoda, Chromadorea, Rhabditida, Onchocercidae.